This is a messenger RNA of Galleria mellonella (greater wax moth), 655 nucleotides long. RefSeq names its product peptidyl-prolyl cis-trans isomerase FKBP2. Gene Ontology annotation, biological process: protein peptidyl-prolyl isomerization. Bases 159 to 602 code for a protein of 147 amino acids. The record is from RefSeq and is a predicted model, not a curated record. NCBI's taxonomy places the organism in Eukaryota, Metazoa, Arthropoda, Insecta, Lepidoptera, Pyralidae. Gene Ontology annotation, molecular function: peptidyl-prolyl cis-trans isomerase activity. The transcript is spliced from 2 exons.
CAAUUUGAGGACUAAAAUUACUCAAACCAGUUAGGAGCCUGCAAAAAACUCAAAAUUAUACGUCUAUAAGAAAAAAGUGAGUGCUUUCUGUAUUGGAAAAUUUGCCCUUCGGAUUACAGUUUCUUUAUAAGUUAUACUGUAAACGAAAGCAAAUAAUUAUGAAUCCUGCUUUUAUCACUCUCUGUAAAUUCAUAGUUUUUGUUCUAAUAUUUUUGAGUUUAUUUACAUAUGUUGUUAUUGGCAGUACGUCUGCACCAAAGAAAUUACAAAUUGGUGUUAAAAAGAGACCAUCAGAAUGCCCAACCAAGAGUAAAAAAGGAGAUUUACUACAUAUGCAUUACACGGGCACAUUGGAUGAUGGCACUGAAUUUGAUAGUUCUAUACCACGUGGUAAUCCCCUCACCUUUACACUUGGAGCAGGCCAAGUCAUUAAAGGUUGGGAUCAGGGACUAAUAGGGAUGUGUGAAGGUGAACAAAGGAAGCUUGUUAUACCACCAGAGUUGGGUUAUGGAGAAGCUGGUGCUCCACCAAAGAUACCAAAGUCUGCCACUCUUACAUUCCAUGUAGAUCUUGUCAAAAUUGAAAGAAAAGAUGAACUGUAAUUUCUAGUUCACUUUUCAUAUAAUUGGUUUCUUAUGCCUUUAUAUACUUACUA